CACGGAAAACAGGCGUCGAAGAGAGGAUCGAGCGAGCGUUGGGAGGCAGCCGGCAGCGUUCUCUCGAAAGGUUUUAGUCGCGUACCGGCCAUCGCGCAUUACACGUCGCGAGCCGUUUGGAGUCGGACGGAGGUUCCUGCUGCUCUUGCGUGACGAGAACAGAGGAAAAGGAAAGAAAAGGGAGAGAUCAGGCGUUUCGUUCGUCUUCUCUUACAUUCAAUUUGCAGAAAGUCCCAACGCCUGGAACUAAAAUUCGAAAUCUUGAAGACUGUAAGAUGGUGACGAAGUGCAAUAAUUUCAGUCUGAGUUGACGAGGGUUCUUUCUAGGAGAGGUCGAAAAUUGACUGACGUCAAGCGAAGAAAGGGAGAAAAGCAAGUUGAAAGUUCAUUCACACAGUAGCUACAGUGAGAAGCACAAAGAGCGACCAUGGAUCCUUAUUCACUGAGUGUCGAGCGCGAGGCCUCGAAGAACAUCGAGGAGAAUGAAAGAGAAUGCUUCAAAGAUGCGAUCGUGUCGAGCAGAAGCCUCAACAAAGGUUUCACGGAACCCACCAAGAUCAAAAACGCUUUACCCGAGAUCGCGUCCUGUAUCAUCGCCGCGUCUUUCCACAUCUCUGUCGGUCUAGCCAUGGCGUAUUCAGCGAUUCUCAUUCCUCACCUUGAAGCCGAGGAUGCGGAACUACACGCUACUAAAGAACAAACUUCCUGGAUCGCUAGCGUUGUGGUAAUUUCUCCUCCCGUGGGUGCUGUGCUCGGUGGUUUUCUGAUGGAGAUCGUCGGAAGAUUGAGAACCCUCCAAAUAGGCUCUAUACCUUUCAUCGCUGGCUGGAUACUCAUAGCACUUUCAACGAAUAUCCCCAUGCUUUUAACCGGUCGUCUGCUAGCUGGUCUAGCAACGGCUCUAGCUACCUCGCCAGCGAUCGUCUAUAUCACCGAAGUUGCAAGACCGGAACUCAGAGGAUCGAUGAUAUCUUUUGGCCCAACUUUAGCCUCCUUUGGCAUGGUACUCUCGUACUUAAAGGGAGCGUACAUUCAUUGGAGAGUGGUUGCCUGGCUCAGUAUCAUUUACGCGGUUGUGCCAAUCGUUCUGGUGCAACUGUUCGUUCCUGAAUCGCCCGUGUGGCUCGUUUCGAAGGGACGAUUGGAAGAAGCGAAGAAAUCCUUGGAAUGGCUGUACAAGUGCGAAACGAAGCAAGGGAAAGUGUCGGCGGCCGAAGCACAGUACCUAACGAUCGUGAAAGAGAACGAGAUCAAAUUAAGCGAGCAGAGGAAAAGCAAGCACGGCGGUAUCUCUACAAAGUUGAGGGGAUUCUUGAAGCCUACAGGAUGGAAGCCUAUAACGAUACUCUUCUUGCUCUUCUUCUUCCAACAGUUCUCUGGCAUCUACAUCACGUUGUUCUACGCUGUUACCUGGUUCCAAGAAGUUGGCUCGGGAGUAGACGAAUACAUAGCCUCGAUUCUAGUCGGUGUAACUCGGUUUCUGUGUUCGAUGGUCAACACGUGGUUGCUGAGAAGAUACAAAAGGCGAGCACUGUGCAUAAUUUCCUCGCUGGGUAUGGCGCUUUGUAUGACCGUUUCCGGUUACUUCACGUACCAAAUUAAGUCAGGCGAUCGCUCCGGAUACUGGGUUCCAGUUGCCUGUCUGUUGCUGUACGUCUGCACGUCUAUGGUCGGUAUGCUAACCAUUCCUUGGACCAUGACCGCCGAACUGUUCCCCACGGACAUUCGGGGCAUCGCUCAUUCCAUCAGCUACUCCAUCGCGAACUUGUUGAUGUUUUCCGCCCUGCAAAGUUAUAGAAGUUUACAAAGUUUCCUUGGAGGAUCCUACGCGGUGCAGUGGUUCUUCGCCGCAGUGUCGAUAGGGGCGGUCGUCUUCGUAUGGCUGCUGCUUCCAGAAACCCACGGCAAGAAGCUGUCGGAGAUCGAGGAGUACUUCCAGAACCAAAGUUACGAG
Megachile rotundata (alfalfa leafcutting bee) is the source of this 1954-nucleotide messenger RNA. Its product is annotated as facilitated trehalose transporter Tret1. The record is from RefSeq and is a predicted model, not a curated record. Lineage: Eukaryota; Metazoa; Arthropoda; Insecta; Hymenoptera; Megachilidae. Gene Ontology annotation, cellular component: membrane. Gene Ontology annotation, molecular function: transmembrane transporter activity. Gene Ontology annotation, biological process: transmembrane transport.